AAAGAUGAGUCGCGGCCCCGCCAAGAGAGGAGGUGAGGGGCGGCUGGGCGUGGGCGUGGUGGCGUGGGCGGCGGUGGCAGGGCUGGUGGGCGUGGCGCUCAUGCCCGCCCUCACCGCUGCCCAGUUCUCCUACCCACUCCACCCUGACCUUCGGGGCGACUACUGCAGGGCGAGGCGCGGGGCAUCGGAACAGUGUUGUCCGGGCCGCCGGGACGAGUGUUCGAGACCCAUCCUUGGCACGCUCUGCUACUGCGACCACUUCUGUAAUCGCACGAUCCAUCCCGACUGCUGCCCCGAUUACUGGGAGGUGUGUCUUGGUCAGCGUCCGCCCGAACUGAAAGGCUGUAAUAAGGACGGUGUCGCGAUUCCAGAAGGCAGGAGUCGCAAGUUUAACUGCAACGAAUGCACGUGUUUCAUGGGUGAUCUGCAGUGUGAGGAAGACCUGUGCAUGAUAGACGAGAAUGUAAUCAACAAUGUGAACGGCAACCAGCGUCUGUACGGAUGGAGGGCCACCAACUACUCCAUGUUCUGGGGCAGGAAGGCCAGAGAUGGGCUCGUGUUCAAGACGGGCACGCUGAACCCAGAGCAAUUGUCGAUGAGGAUGUUCCCGAUCCUGCUGCAGCCGGACCUAUCGCGCAUCCCGAGGCAGUUCGACGCGCGCACCAAACGUGAGUGGAGGGGCCAGAUCAGCGGCGUGCGGGACCAAGGUUGGUGCGGCGCCUCCUGGGCCUUCUCCACCCUCGGCGUCGCCCAGGACAGGCUAGCGGUGGAGUCCCAGGGCAACGAGAGCGUGGACCUGUCCCCUCAGAAUCUCAUCAGCUGCGAUCGCCGGGGACAGAGCGGCUGCAAGGGGGGGCAUGUGGACCGGGCCUGGCAGUACCUUAGGAGGGUCGGGGUCGUGAACGAGGGUUGCUACGGCUACGAGAGCGGUACUACGGAGAAGGUGCCGGCGUGCCGCAUACCUAAGGUGGCCAGCCUGCAAAACCUACGCUGCGUGGCCGAUGGGGCAGUGUACCAACGGCCGGACCUGUACAGAACCGAACCCGCCUAUCGCAUCUCGGGCAAGGAGGAGGAUAUCCAGUGGGAGAUCAUGACCAACGGCCCCGUCCAGGCCAUGAUGAAGGUGCAGAGGGACCUGUUUAUGUACGGCGGCGGCGUGUACGCGGCCUCCAGCUUCACGCAGGGGGGCUCCGCCACGCACUCCGUCAGGAUCCUCGGCUGGGGGGAAGAACCGUCCUACAGCGGCCAGUCCACGAAGUACUGGCUCGUGGCCAACUCCUGGGGGACGCAGUGGGGCGAGGACGGACUCUUCAGGAUCAGGCGCGGCUUCAACGAAUCCGACAUCGAGACCUUCGUGUUGGCGGUGCGCGCGAGGCUCUACGACUACGACAAGCGGCAGCAGAGGAGGACCGGUCGUCGCACAAACCGCCAUGCCCAGCGCCGCAACGCGAAGCACGACCACCACCGCUUCUACACCACCAAGCGACGCAACCACAACUAGAGGGCGCCACCGUCCGGACCCUUUCCUGCGCUGGGGCACUCUUGACGCCUAGUGCUGUUGUUGCUGGUGUUGUUUAGAAGAGUCCUAUACUGCCAUUUGUGUCUCAUGUGGUUGUUUACUUCCAGCGCGGUUUGUUUUUUGUUUUUUCUUUUCCUUUGAUUUGGUUGUUUUUUCAUUGUUUUUAUGAUCAUUUUUAUCAUUAUUUAUUAUUAUUUUUCUUAUUCUUCUCCAAAUUUGUCCUUCUUCUUCUUCGUCUCCUCCUCCUUUUUCUUUUAAAAGUGAUGCUGUUGGUGAUGAUGGUGAUGAUAGUGAUGAUUGUGUGGUCAAUUGUGGUUAAAGAAGAGGUUUUAUGUGAUGAUGGAGGUGAUGGUGGUGGUGGUGGUGGUUGAGAGAGAGAGAGAGAGAGAGAGAGAGAGAGAGAGAGAGAGAGAGAGAGAGAGAGAUUAGUCAUGUCUAGCUUCUGAUUAUUAUUAUUAUUAUUAUUAUUAUUAUUAUUAUUACUAUGAUCAUUAUCACCAUCAUCAUUGGUUUUACUACGACGAUCAAGCAAUGACUGUACAUAUGUAAACUUCGCGCAUUAUUAUCUUCCCUCGCCCCAGAGCCUGUGAAGAAUGGCUAACACACCGUCCCAUGAGCUCGUGAGUACAGUGUCACGUUCAUGGAGGAGAGCGCCAAGGCAAAGUCGGUACUGUCAGCCGCUUCCUUCCUUCCGUCUCUCACAUUGACUUUCCACAUGCCAAAAAGGAGAUCAGUCUGGUUCUCACGUUUAGUACUUUGGGUUCAUGGUACUGAAGAAAAGCCAAACUACCACUAAGGCCAAAAACUACCCCUGGAAAUGCCCGAAACUUCUAUGAAAGUUGAAAUAUUGAAGAAUAUGGUCCUUGGCAAGUCUUGUGUAGGAAGGCUUGCGAACGACCAUAAGGGGAAACGACUCGAGGACAUUUGCACUGUUAUAUAUCUAUGUGUUCCUGUUUGGUUGUAAGUUAGCCAGCUGUGCCUUUGGGUCGUAUUUUAAAACAUUUCGUCGCCCAAGUUCACAUAUCUGACAAGGGUUUCGUAGGAGCUGUAGGCCUUUCCAGGGGUAGUUUUAUGACCCUGGUGGUAGUUUGGCCCCUCUUCUGUCCCAUGAACCGUAAAAAACACUCAUGAAAAACAGAUUGAUCCCUUCUUUGACCUUUAGAAAUAGUUGAUGUAAGAAGCGACGGUGUCUUAAAAUACGGCCCUCAAAGGUUACAGUGUCUUACAGUUUCGACUCUCACAUCAACUAUUUCCAAAGGCCAAACAUGAGAUCAGUCGGGUUCUAAUGAGUGUUUUUGUAGGUUCAUGCCACAGAAGAAGGGUCAAUCUACCACUAGGGUCAAUAAAAUACCCCUGGAAAUGCCCGAAACUCCGACGAAAGCCUUGUCAAAUAUGUGGGUUGGGGCGCCGGAGUGUUUAAGAAUACGGCUGAUUGAGGGGAAGUCUGGCCAUGGUCAGACUCCAUUAGCUGAGCCUAGUAUGCAACGUCCGUACGACUUGGCGGCACGGACGAGACUGAAAAGUUAUACCCUGUUCACACUGACAUUACGAAUAAGCCCCACCCAUCACACCCCAGCAACCACCAGUAGGCUCUAACCUUUCCAAACAUUCACCAGUCAAACGCAUCCUAAGCUAUAUAAGGAGAGUGGCUUGCUAAGGAUCUAAUUAUACAUACACUACCAAGAUUUUAACCUUUCCAAGCAUCCGCCAAUCACACGUAGCCUGAACUUGAAAGGGGGCGUGGCUUGCUUUCGAACUGACCAAUCGGCAUACACUUGAUGGGGAAGGAGGCGGGGCUUGUCUGCGAGGUUAGUGUGAACAGGCCACUAUAGUAUGAGUUAUUAUAUGUGUUAUAGUAUAUGUGUUAUAGUAUAUAUAGAGAGAGUUUAUGAUUGUUUCCUGUAGGUAAUAAGCGAUCGAGCAACGCACUGCCACUCACUAAAGCUUUAACCUGUGUACUGCCAUUGCUCUUCACAGUUGGCGAUGGUUUAGAGCGAACGAGUAGUAUUUUCUUCACUUGUGUUAAGGAAGGUCAUCCGCCAAUACAUGUUCGAGCAAUAAAUUAUAUUCUAUCAAAAAAAAAAAACGUGGAUUGAGUCUUCCGUAUACCAUGAAUGGAUCUUCUUUCUGCAUGAGAUUGUUUGUGGUGGAUAACGUGAAUGAGAUAACACACACACACACACACACACACACACACACACACACACACACACACACAGAUAGAUAGAUAGAUAAAUAAACAGGUAGAGGGACAGAGAAAAACAUUGAGACGGGCGGAAACAAAGAGACGGUGACAGAGACAGACAGAGAAACAUAUACAAAUUGAGAGACAGAAAGACAGCAAGAGAGACAGAUAUAGCGAGAGAGAGAGAGAGAGAGAGAGAGAGAGAGAGAGAGAGAGAGAGAGAGAGAGAGAGAGAGAGAGAGAGAGAGAGCGAGAGCGAGCGAGCGAGCGAGCAGAUACUUGAGUUAUCCCUUUCACUCAUCGUUGUAAUGAAAACGCCUCGAAGGAAACGGGUUUUAGAGGGUGACUUUUGGAAUAAUUUAUCACUUUUUUUGUGUGUGUGUGUUUAUUAAUUCAUCAGUUUACCGAGAGAGAGAGAGAGAGAGAGAGAGAGAGAGAGAGAGAGAGAGAGAGAGAGAGAGAGAGAGAGAUAACAUAAGGAAUAGAAAAGACAUAUAGUAAGCCAAAAGUAGAUGUUUAGCAGACAGUCGAGUUUCUGGCUGGCCGUUCUAUAGCAAAGACAACCCCCUUCACCUGCUAGAUCCGUCCGAAGGUAUGUAGUACGGCUAUCAUUAACGCAUUUGGGUAUUCCUGCGGCUCCUUGACGAGUUGGUUGUACUCUCCCCUGUCCCCUCCAACACUCGGGGGCGCUUCUGGUCAGAUUGGGCGUCUUUCAGUGGGCAUGGGCAAGAUUUUCAAGGGAAGAUUGUAGCUGGACUGCGGUCAAGGAGUCUUACCUCUGUCUGUCUGCACCGAGUUGCUGUUACUGUUGUCGUGCGCUCCCCCACCACCCAGUACAGACAACGUGACGCAGACAGGUGCUAGGAAGUCAUUGAUGCAUAACAGGUCACUGCGCCAACUGGUUUCUACAUAAUUAUGGCGCUAUGGCGAAAAAGAAAAGGCAUUGCGAGAAGCGCGAGCAGAACACGUCGUCACCGCGGGAAUUUCACCUCGGCCACUGGUGCUUCGAAUGGCCUUAAAAAACCUUGUGUUCACGGUCAGGUCCAUCGAGUUUACCUUGACGCAGGUCGGACCCACAGCUUCCUCGGGGCGCCACACAUAGAAAAUGGAUUGAGGUAAGUACGUUUAGGAAAGGCAUGUCAAGCGUGUGUAGUAUAUUGAAUAUGUUUAGUAUAUAGCAUGUGUAGUAUACCUAGCCUGUGUAGUAUAUUUAGCAUAUGUAUAUUUAGCUUGUGUAGUGUAUUUAGCUUGUGUAGGGUAUUCAGCAUGGGUGGUACCUUUAUGGCAUGUGUAGUAGUAUAUGAUAAACGUCGUCUGGUU
Molecule: messenger RNA, 5024 nt
Organism: Eriocheir sinensis (Chinese mitten crab)
Lineage: Eukaryota; Metazoa; Arthropoda; Malacostraca; Decapoda; Varunidae
Biological process (GO): proteolysis
Cellular component (GO): lysosome
Molecular function (GO): cysteine-type peptidase activity
Source: RefSeq, a predicted model, not a curated record